CGUUAACUUGUCGUAACACGCUUUGAUUACGGCAGCUUAAUCGCUUUACGGACUCCAGCGGCAGUGUUUUGAACCACGUAACUGUCCUUGUAAAUAUGCAGCGGACAUAUGUCACGUACUGAAAGCUGCUGCACCAGGUUGAAACAUCAUAAAACCACGCGAUGGCAUCUCGUUUGCUCCAGUUCUCGGUGCUUCUUCAGAAGUACCGGGCUCCACUGCUCAUUUCGAGCUGUGGAGGAGUCUUUGCAGCCAAAAUGUUCUACCAUGCUUUCCCUGACUUAUCCUACCGUCAGCUCUAUCAGGCCUGGUAUAAAGGAGAGCCAGUGGUGCUGUCGGAAAAGCUGGAGAGUAUCUUUCAGCAGGUGCUUAAGGACUUUGGUGUCAACCCACCCAAGACCUUCUCUGCUUUUGCCUCCUUUGGGUUCCACCCAGUCGGUGCUGGAGUUCCGUGGCUUCCUGCCGGGGCCCAAAUCGGCAUCCCGGCCAACUUUAACAGCAGUGCAGACGAUCCGAGCGGAAUAACCAACCGCAACAUCUUCAUCAACGGUAAAACAGUGGACUGGAGCAGCGAGGCCGGCUGUGCUUUGAAGGAGGCGCUGGUGUUCUCUCUUGAGGCGCAGAAGUUUGCCAUCGCUCGGGAGGUGGCCCGCUUACAAUCCGGGGGACCUGUCAUGACGGCUACUGUUGCUCCGUUCUGUCUGGGUGGGGUUUGGGUGUACAGCGUGGUGCUAAAACAGGUGUUGGGGCUGCAUGGCGGCCCCGUGCUGAUGCGUGGGGUAGUGAAUGUUUUGGCGCUGGGAAUCGGGGCUGUUUCUUAUUUCCUCUCCUCAGACGCUCUCAGCCAGUGGAUUGACUAUAGCUCAGACCGGCGUGCAGCUAGAGUGUCUCGGGAAUACGCCAGAGGAGGAGUGGAGUUUUAUGAUAAAAUCCUGUCCAGAAACAAGACGCUGCGCUCACUGAUGGGACAGAAGGGUGAGGAGAUGUACGCCCCCAGCGGGAACCUGUUUCCUGCUCAUGUCUUUCAGUUGAAGCACACGCCUUACACCUCCAGGAAAGAGGGCAUCCUCGCUCUGCUGAAAGAGGAGAAAGCAUAAGAGCUUUUACAGAUGUUAGAAAUGUUUAAUAUUUAACUGCAAAGCUGUUACCAGCAGGCAGGUAUUUCUAAUAGAAAUACAUCAUUCUGUAUCUGCUGAAUGUUUUAUUGUUUGCUAUGAAAGUAUACAACUAUUUUAAUUUAAAUAAAGUGGAUGCAGAUGUGUAAUGGCUUGUGUGACUGUUGUCCAAUAAAAAGAUGUGGUUUAUUCUGAAA
Girardinichthys multiradiatus is the source of this 1309-nucleotide messenger RNA. It is a transcript of the gene tmem177, whose product is annotated as transmembrane protein 177. NCBI's taxonomy places the organism in Eukaryota, Metazoa, Chordata, Actinopteri, Cyprinodontiformes, Goodeidae. The transcript is spliced from 3 exons. The record is from RefSeq and is a predicted model, not a curated record. The coding region runs from base 162 to 1094 and encodes 310 amino acids.